Messenger RNA from Brassica rapa (field mustard), 1206 nucleotides. RefSeq names its product putative SNAP25 homologous protein SNAP30. The record is from RefSeq and is a predicted model, not a curated record. Gene Ontology annotation, molecular function: SNAP receptor activity. Gene Ontology annotation, cellular component: plasma membrane; SNARE complex. NCBI's taxonomy places the organism in Eukaryota, Viridiplantae, Streptophyta, Magnoliopsida, Brassicales, Brassicaceae.
GAAUCUUCUCUUUGGAGACGUCUCAAUCAAAUAGUCUUUCUCUCAUUGUCGAAUAAAUGUUUGGAUUCUUAAAGUCUCCGGGGAACAACAAAGUUCCCAACGAAUCAUCAAACAACAAAGGAGGAGGAACGAUCAACGCAGGAAGAAGAACUUCUUCGGAACCAGUCCUCAUAACACCAGAUUUCGACGAAGAUGACGACAAGUACAAGAAGGGUUUCAGCAACUCUGGUGAUCUGCAGAGCCAGACGACGGAGGAUUUAGAGAAGUACGCGGUUUAUAAAGCCGAAGAAACAACCAAAGGUGUCAACAACUGUCUUAAGAUCGCUGAAGAUAUAAGAUCGGACGCUACGAGGACGCUUGAUAUGUUGCACGCGCAAGGUGAACAGAUUAACAGGACUCAUGUUAUGGCUGUUGAAAUGGAUAAAGAUCUCGGUCGGGGAGAGAAGCUUUUGAACAGUUUAGGAGGAAUGUUUUCUAAGCCAUGGAAACCAAAGAAGGGUAAAGAGAUUGCAGGACCUAUGAUCACACCAGAUAAAGCGUCGAAGAAGAGCGCGAAUAACAAAGAAGAGCGAGAGAAACUCGGUUUGGCUGCGAAAGGACGAUCGAGCAGCCAACCGAUACCAUCAGACCAACCAACAAACGCUAUGCAGAAAGUGGAGCAAGAGAAGGCAAAGCAAGACGAUGGACUUUCAGAUUUGAGUGACAUUUUGGGUGAUCUUAAGGGCAUGGCCCUUGACAUGGGAUCUGAGCUCGACAAACAAAACAAGGCUCUUGAUCAUCUCGACGGCGAUAUUGAUGAGCUUAACAACCGUGUUCAAGGAGCUAAUCAACGAGCACGUCACUUGCUUUCCAAAUAAAUACCUUCCAAAACAUCCAAAAAAAACUACUAUUUUCCUAUACGUAUUUUCUCUCUUUACGUUUGUACACUUGAAACUCUCUUCUUUGUUUCAUUCUUUGCUAUAAAAGUUGUAAAUAUAUAAGAUCUCAUUUGAUAUAAUAAAAGCAUUUUUUCAGUUCCUAAUCCAACAAACUAAUAAAAACAUUAAUACAUACAUACAUAUACUCGUACAGUAUGUAUUUACACCAAAAACUCUUUUAACAUAGAGUGAUUUUCGGACAAACUCUAUUAUUAUAGUGUACACUUUCCAACAUGAGAACAUAUGGUUCUUACCGUGGGAAAGAAGAUAUAAUAAAUACUAUACAAAU